Molecule: messenger RNA, 1403 nt
Organism: Pseudo-nitzschia multistriata
Lineage: Eukaryota; Bacillariophyta; Bacillariophyceae; Bacillariales; Bacillariaceae
Source: the annotation of a GenBank genome assembly
UGAACUCUUCUUUCUCAAAUUGUGAAUCGCCUUUGACAAGGAAGAAAGAAAAAAUAAGUAGUAACAUCAUGUACUCCGCAUUCUUUUUCGUCGUUGCCAUUCUUUUUGGGGUCAUCGUCGACGCCGCUGUUGCAGCUGAAAGCGCUCCACUCUUGUCCGUAAGUUCUUCUCUGAAGACGCCUGAUACGUCGUGGGGGGGGGGAGUACGUUGACUCUACUUGUUAGAACAAAUCUAAUUUAUUUUAUUUACCGCCGUUGAACGAACAACAGAUAUACAAAACUCCGGCUUUGAUGGAAAUUCAAUUUGCGUCAGAAAAUGAAUUUUCUGCAGAUGAUAUCUACCACAUUGAGGAAUCGGCAGCCUUGUAUUUGCAGGAGUUGCUGACUAACGAUGAAUCGCUCCGAUUUSUUGAAGAGCAGGAUAGUAUGAUCGAUGUAUCUGUCAAUGUAAAGACGCAACAAUUGAAUGGAAAUGAAAUCUCACUAAAUUCCGAAGUGGAUGUCAUUCAUUACGGUGAAGUGGGAAUUGCCGAUCUGGCAGCCCUUCUUACAUUCCUCGUGAAUAGAAAUAACACCGACUCUUCUUUGAUUUACCUUGAUCAGGUUGUCAAUGCAGAUGCAUCUGUCGAACUAAUUUCUUUUGACCAGGUCAGUGAAUCAAUCCCUAUGGCAACCGACCUCACAAGGAUGUCGUCAUACAGCGAGUUGGCAAAUGCAAAGGAAUCGAAGAAAAGAACACUCUCGUUCGUGACAACACUUCUUUCUAUUACUCUUUUCGGUAUGUCAGCUAUUCUGAUUUGGGUAGGAGGAGGAUGGUUGGUUCUUCGAAAGAAGGUAAAGGCCCUUCUUGACCGAGAGGAAGAGUUCACGCGAAUGACAAUGAAUAUUGAAUCCAAACCGACAGCUGAAACUGACAGUGGUGACGACGAAAGCCCUUCGAAAGAAGACAUGAACAAGAAGAAGCAAGGGCCUCUUGCCGUAUAUGGUAUUGCUGUAAAGACGACGCCACCUAAGAUGGGAAGUGAAUCUAAUCCCGACGAUAUGGCGACACCCAUGAGUGUCAUGAGCGAUUAUUCUGAUACUAAUCGUGCCCCGAUCGGAAUCAUGUCCAUGCGAAAGCUUGUCCCAAACAUUCAGCGUGAUGACAAUGAGAGUGAAAGCGAGGGCGAUGAAGAAGAACAAAAUGUAGAAAGAGGCUUCGGUAGCAUGAAAAAGUUACAAUAUUAGAAUACUGAUGAACCAAUCAGUCUAUAAGAGAUGACGAUGUGGUCAUUUCCUUCAUAAGAUAUAUACCAUUACAGCUCGAGUUGACUAAUGAUUCGAAUUUUAGACGAAAGAAAAUGAGAAUGGAAUGCAACCUGCAGGCCGUACAAAAGUGUAGAUAAUGAAUUUAUAUCAUUUGC